AUGCGCUGCUACGCUGUUGUGGAGGAUACCUCCGAGAUUGUCUUUUUCUCCUGCAAUCCCGAAUAUGAGGAGGUUAUCAAGGAAUUCAGUCGACAACAAGAUAGCCACUAUGACGGCGAGGAGAUCAAUGUGGGCAUGCUGUCCAUCUAUUUUCUGCCCUUUAUCCAAAACAGCGUGCGUCAGAUUUUCACUUCUCAGCCCCACUUCACUCCCAGCCCCUGCUCGUGUAUCCGAGCCUCAAUGCAUUUGCUUUUCCCUCUUUUCUUCACUCUGACUGUGCAGGAGCUGAUGCGUGCCGAGUCUAGCCUGGGCAUUCGUGGCUUUGAGACAGCCGAGGGACACAAUGUUGUGAUUGUCAAGGUAGUCUGCCUCGGCCUGUCCCCCGCGUACCAUUCACUGCUCGGCAAAUGCCUGCGCAUCUUUCAUGAAUGCACUCAUAUGCACAUCUGCCAGCAUGAUGAUUACCACUACAUUGGCAUGACAGACGAAAUUGAUCUUCAACUCUUGCGUCGCCAACUUGUGCUUUUGCGGCGCUUUCUUCAGCUGCAAUUUGGCUCCUUUUUGGGUAUGAUUUGUGCUGGCGAUGCUGCUGAGCGUCGAGAGAACUGGCGCCGGGUGGAUCACUUCUUGCAAACGGCUCUGAAGCUGCGCCUCACCCACCAAGCCUUCUUGGUGGAGUGCAUCGAGCCGAUCAGUGGUAUCCGCACAGCGGAUGAAUUUCGGAGCAUCUUCGAAAAGCACUUUGCCAAGAGCGACAAGGGGUGGGGUAACCACGGCGUGCUGCUGAGCGGCACCAAGCUUGUCCAACGCUACACCCGUCCUGAUGUGGAGCCCCUGCAGGGCCAGGAUCUUCUCAUGCUCAUCACCUAUGCCCAAGUCGUAUCACAACCAAUGUCCACCUCAUCUUCAAUCGGUGGUCAGGGUGAUAAGCUGCCCGAGUCAGAUGGUAUGUCACUCGAGCCCCCAAAGGGCUUGUCGGCUCAAGAGGCCUGGUCGCAAGAAGAACCCGUGUACCUCCACUGCUCCGAUGGCAGCUUUUCGCCGUUUGUCAUGGAACGAGAACCAGACUUUUGUCGACUGAAACCCCUGGCAGCGCAACGAGAAGCCCUUAUCAAGUCAGAAGUGCCGGUAGCGGGUGAUCCCCCUAACUGGCAACUGCGUUGCCCUAAUGGCCGGCUGAAAGAUUUGGAGGAAAUGGACGUGCGCUACGAUAUUAUUGUCAGGGCCCUGCAAUCUGCCAAUGCGCAAGCUGCACCAACACCUGUGGUCCAGAUCGCGGAUGCAACUGCCAUCAUUGUGCCGUCCUCUCAGAAACCAGCGGUGACGGUAUGCCUGCAGGCGCUGGAGACGAAGCAGCUCAAUUUGAUUGAGCACAAUGCCAGUCGAAUUCGCACGCAGCUGCAGCAAUCACUCGGUCAGAUUACCCAGACCAACCGAAAGCCGUCCGUGAGCGAACUCAAGACUGUGCAAAAGAUGCGCGAAGAGAUGGCCAAAGUCAUGCCCACCUAUGUAGCUUACUUGCGAAUCAAGACCAUGUACAAUGUCACAAUCACAACGUUGCGCCAGUACGCCGGUUUGGUGCACUAUUGGUAUAUCGACCGAUCGCGUAACGUGCUGCUUUGUCGCAGCCUUGAUUCUCGCAGUACCGGCCAAGAACUAGGUACGUUGCCAUGCGUUGAACGUGACGAGUCGAAGGGUUAUACGACUCUAUCCAUGACGCAAGGCUCUUUGCGCUUUACCUACUUUCUGUGGUUUGAGAGCCAAGCCGGCGCGCGGUGCGUGGCCGUGGGUUAG
This is a messenger RNA of Monosiga brevicollis MX1, 1794 nucleotides long. RefSeq lists its product as uncharacterized. Gene Ontology annotation, cellular component: BLOC-3 complex. Lineage: Eukaryota; Choanoflagellata; Craspedida; Salpingoecidae. Gene Ontology annotation, molecular function: guanyl-nucleotide exchange factor activity. Bases 1 to 1794 code for a protein of 597 amino acids. The record is from RefSeq and is a predicted model, not a curated record. The transcript is spliced from 11 exons.